AUGGAGCAAGGAGAUAGUAGUAGAGAAGUACCACCAGUUGGGUUGGAAAUUAUGGAGCAAGAACAAGAGACUGCAACUGAGGCUCUUAUCCCUCCUAUUGACCAUAGUAGAAAGAGAAGGAGGCCUAAUGCGGAUGGUCCCAAGAAAAAAUCUUCAUGUUGGGACCAUUUUAUCGAAUUAACUGAUGUUGUGGAACGAACUGCUGCCUGUAAGCAUUGCCAUAAACGAUAUAGAUGUGAUCCUAAAUCACACGGAACGUCUAACAUGCUCGCCCACUCCAAAAUUUGUUACAAAAAUCCUUACCUAGAAAAUGACCUGAAACAAACCAACCUUGCUUUUGGUAGUGGUGGCUUGAUUUCUGUUAGCCCAAAGUUUGAUAAAGAAGCUUGUAGAAAGGCAAUAACUCUGUUUGUUAUCCUUGAUGAACACCCAUUUAGAGUAGUUGAUGGUGAGGGUUUUAUAUUCUUAUGUAAUCAAUUAGAACCACUUUGA
Molecule: messenger RNA, 492 nt
Organism: Lathyrus oleraceus (garden pea)
Lineage: Eukaryota; Viridiplantae; Streptophyta; Magnoliopsida; Fabales; Fabaceae
Exons: 2
Coding region: 1-492 (163 amino acids)
Biological process (GO): regulation of transcription by RNA polymerase II
Cellular component (GO): nucleus
Molecular function (GO): sequence-specific double-stranded DNA binding
Source: RefSeq, a predicted model, not a curated record